Chironomus riparius is the source of this 750-nucleotide messenger RNA. The record is from the annotation of a GenBank genome assembly. NCBI's taxonomy places the organism in Eukaryota, Metazoa, Arthropoda, Insecta, Diptera, Chironomidae.
UUAAGGAAGUCGUGUAUUUUUUUCUAAGAAAAACAAAAAAUCAUUCAGAAUUUUAAUAAAUAUCAAAAAUGUUUAUAAAAUCAUCGAUAACUCUGUCAAUAUUAUUGUUAGUUGUAGAGAUUAACGCAAAGCACGGACCACAUCAUCCGCGCAACAGCUACGUAGUAAAACGUGAAACUAGGAAGCAAGAGUUCAAUGAACAUCUAAAUAGUCACGAUAAAGAGCACUUAGCAGAAGAUUUAACAGGAAUGCAUGUUAAGCAUAAAGAAAUCUCAGAGAUGAGUGACGAUGAGAAAAGUUUCUAUUAUUUUAAAAUACACGACACUGACAAUAAUAAUAAUUUGGAUGGACUAGAAAUGAUUAAAGCUGCUCUACAUAGACACGGCGAAUCAAAUUCACAGGACGAGUUGUCGCACAUAACAAGUGUUGUUGACGAAUUCCUGGACUUUGCUGAUCUAGACAAAAAUGGAUUUUUAAACUAUGCAGAAUAUGUCAAAGCAAUGAAUGCAUCAAAUGAAGAUAAGUACGAAGAACCACCUCAAUCAAUCACAUCAUCUGAAAGUGCAGAAUCUCAUCAAGGCUAAACUCAAUUAAACUAGUUAACUUUGUGAUAAAAUAAUAAUAAUGCGGAGUUUGCAAUAGUUUAAUUCUGUUUUCUUAAGAGUCUCAUUUGUAAUCUCGUCACUUAAGUUCCAUAAUUCUGUAGCCAAAUUUUCAUUUAGUGAUAAUUUUGAUGAUUGAUAAAUAUAG